AUGUCUCUCCCAAAGGUGCUCGCGCAGAUCCUCUUUGUAGGAACACAGAUUGUGGGCAAGGCCCUGGUCGAGGCGGGACGGCAGGCGGGACGCAACGCACGGGCAGGACGGGUCGAGGCGGCGGCGGCGGCGGGCGGCGCCUCGGGGACGGGGACGGGCUCGCCCUCUGAUGCGCUCACGCGGUCGCACCGCAUGACGCUCGACGAGGCCAAGAUGAUCCUCAACCUCAAGCAGGACGUCUCGUACGCCACGUUAGUCUCGGGCGCCGCCAAGGCGGGCGCCAACGACGAGGCCAAGUCGCUCCUCGACCAGGUGCGCGAAAACAUGGUCAAGAACUACGACCACCUCUUCAAGACCAACGCGCCACCCGCGCCCAAGGGCAAGGAGGGCGGCGGACAGGGCAGCUUCUACAUCCAGUCCAAGAUUGUCCGCGCAAGAGAGAGGAUCGAGGCCGAGUGGAGCCUGGGAGAGCAAAAGGGCGCACCCGAGGGCGAGGCCAAGCCCGACUCGUCGGCGAGCGCCGAGCAGCCCGAGCAGCCAAAGCAGUAG
Molecule: messenger RNA, 549 nt
Organism: Pseudozyma flocculosa PF-1
Lineage: Eukaryota; Fungi; Basidiomycota; Ustilaginomycetes; Ustilaginales; Ustilaginaceae
Exons: 2
Coding region: 1-549 (182 amino acids)
Biological process (GO): protein import into mitochondrial matrix
Cellular component (GO): TIM23 mitochondrial import inner membrane translocase complex
Source: RefSeq, a predicted model, not a curated record